AUGGAAAUAGCUCCGAACAACGGUAACAAUCACCAGAAGUUGCGAGCAGGAUUAUCAAUUAACUGCCCGUCCAAGGUAGCAUCGAAGAAAACGAAUGUUUGCAAAUCGGUCUCAGUCGAUCUCGGUACCACAUUACCACCACUAAAUGGUCGAAGAUCGUCAGUCCUCGGCUCACUGUUGCGUUCGCGGCGUUUUUCGGUGAAGCAGCACCUGCGACGGGCGUAUUGCAAAGCCGGCGCACGCCUAUAUCCGUUGGUACCUGCUUUUCACAGUGAUCAUUAUAUUUUCCAUUUCAUCGCCUUUCUGGAUAUCUUUUAUUCCGGUGGUACAAGAUUACUCGACGCACAUUGUUCUGUUGGCACUCGGUAUCUUACACCUGUUGUGGAUGAUUGCCGUUUUCAACGCCAUUCGUUUGCUGAUCCGAUUGCGACGCUUUGCAAAGCACGAAAUCGAUUUGAGCAAGGUAAUUGA
This is a messenger RNA of Gongylonema pulchrum, 471 nucleotides long. The record is from the annotation of a GenBank genome assembly. NCBI's taxonomy places the organism in Eukaryota, Metazoa, Nematoda, Chromadorea, Rhabditida, Gongylonematidae.